Trichosurus vulpecula (common brushtail) is the source of this 1483-nucleotide messenger RNA. It is a transcript of the gene TNNT1, whose product is annotated as troponin T1, slow skeletal type. Gene Ontology annotation, biological process: slow-twitch skeletal muscle fiber contraction; regulation of muscle contraction; sarcomere organization. The transcript has 14 exons. NCBI's taxonomy places the organism in Eukaryota, Metazoa, Chordata, Mammalia, Diprotodontia, Phalangeridae. Gene Ontology annotation, cellular component: troponin complex. Bases 517 to 1305 code for a protein of 262 amino acids. Gene Ontology annotation, molecular function: tropomyosin binding; troponin T binding. The record is from RefSeq and is a predicted model, not a curated record.
ACAGACAGAGAGAGAAACAGACAGAGAGAGGAAGGAGGGAAGGAGGAAGGAAAGGAAGAAAGAAAGGAAGGAAGAGACUUAGAUCUAUGGAGACACAAAGAGACUGAGAAACCCCCAAAAAGAAAUACAUAUAAACAAGGAAAGGAGUCUGAAAACAAUAAAAGAGGAUAAAUCUUCCCCUUUUUCCCCCAUCACAAAUGAGGACUGGAAAGACACGACAAAAAGACAGACAGGAGGGGUCCAGGCACAAGACAGACAGGAGGGGUCCAGGCAGAAGACAGAUAGUAGGGGAGACAGAACGGGCUGAAAUGGAGCAAGGGUGACACCAAAGCCAAAGGGAGGAGCCCACAACUGGCGCUGCCUCAGAGACCCUGGGAUAUCUUUGGAGGCUCCCCCUCCCUCCCCAGGCUGGGGCUAUAAAGCACUUGCUUCUCUGUCCCUGACUCACAGCAACUGUUCCAGCCUCAAUCAAACCCUUGUGGUUUACUGAAGCCUCAGCCCCAGGUUACUGCAACAAUGUCCGAUGCAGAGGAGCAGGAUUAUGAGGAGGAACAGCAAGAAGAAGAGGAGGCCGCCGAGGAGGAGGAAGCCCCCGAGGAGUCUGAGCCGGUCGCAGAGCGAGAAGAGGAGCGACCCAAACCCAGCAGGCCUGUGGUGCCUCCACUGAUUCCACCAAAGAUCCCUGAGGGAGAGAGAGUUGAUUUCGAUGACAUCCACCGAAAACGCAUGGAGAAGGACCUGCUGGAGCUGCAGACACUCAUCGAUGUGCACUUUGAGCAGAGGAAGAAGGAGGAGGAGGAGCUCGUGGGGCUGAAGGAUCGGAUUGAACGGCGAAGAGCAGAGAGAGCUGAGCAGCAGCGGGUCCGCACGGAGAAGGAGAGAGAGCGCCAAGCCAAGCUGGCGGAGGAGAAGAUGAGGAAGGAGGAGGAAGAGGCCAAGAAGCGGGCAGAAGAUGAUGCCAAAAAAAAGAAGGUUCUGUCCAAUAUGGGGGCCCACUUUGGAGGCUACCUGGUCAAGGCUGAGCAGAAGCGUGGGAAACGCCAGACGGGGCGGGAGAUGAAACAGAGGAUUCUGUCUGAGCGCAAGAAACCCCUGAAUAUCGACCACAUGGGGGAGGAACAGCUCAGGGAGAAGGCCCGUGAGCUGUCGGAAUGGAUUCACCAGCUGGAGUCGGAGAAGUUUGACCUCACAGAGAAACUUCGGCAGCAGAAGUAUGAGAUCAAUGUUCUCUACAACCGAAUCAGCCAUGCCCAGAAGUUCAGGAAGGGGGCCGGCAAGGGUCGUGUUGGUGGACGCUGGAAGUGAGUCUUCUGUCCAAGGAGGGUCCUGCAGAGAGGAUCACAGUGGACCUUCCCAUCUCACCGAGCUGGUCAUGGCCCCUGAGAUGCCCCCAAUCCUGUGGCCUUGCAAGCACCCCCGGCCCUCACCCAUGUCAUCAGCUUCUUGCUUGAGAUUCUGGAAUAAACAUACUCCUGAGCAGGCA